Molecule: messenger RNA, 4812 nt
Organism: Chanos chanos (milkfish)
Lineage: Eukaryota; Metazoa; Chordata; Actinopteri; Gonorynchiformes; Chanidae
Gene: smarca4a
Product: SWI/SNF related BAF chromatin remodeling complex subunit ATPase 4a
Biological process (GO): regulation of DNA-templated transcription
Cellular component (GO): nucleus
Molecular function (GO): histone binding; ATP binding
Source: RefSeq, a predicted model, not a curated record
AUGUCCACUCCGGACCCCCCCAUGGGAGGGACUCCCAGGCCUGGUCCUUCCCCAGGCCCCGGUCCCUCUCCAGGGGCCAUGCUGGGACCCAGCCCGGGGCCUUCGCCUGGUUCUACCCAUAGUAUGAUGGGACCAAGCCCUGGUCCUCCCACCUCAGGACACCCCCUACCUCCACAAGGGCCAGCAGGGUACCCCCAGGACAACAUGCACCAAAUGCACAAGCCCAUGGAGGGAAUGCACGAGAAAAGCAUGUCUGACGACCCGCGCUACGCUCAGAUGAAAGGCCUGGGCAUGAGACAGGGCGGCCACAGUGGGAUGGGACCACCCCCAAGCCCCAUGGACCAGCAUUCACAAGGUUACCCAUCCCCUCUGGGUGGUUCUGACCAUGCUCCCAGUCCUGUACCUGCCAAUGGCCCUCCCUCAGGUCCCAUGAUGCCCUCUGGCCCGGGUGGCGUGCCCAUGGAAGGGGGCGACCCCCAGGCCAUGGGUCAGCCUAACCGGGGGGCCGGCGGACCCACCCCCUUCAACCAGAACCAGCUCCAUCAGCUCCGCGCCCAGAUCAUGGCCUAUAAAAUGUUGGCACGCGGGCAGCCGCUGCCCGAGCACCUCCAGAUGGCGGUGCAGGGCAAGAGGCCCAUCCCCGGCAUGCAGCAGGGCAUGCCGAACAUGCCCCCUGCCUCAGGACCCGGGGCUGGACCUCCAGGGCCUCCUGGACCCGGACCCACCGGCGCCAACUACACCAGACCUCACGGAAUGGUUGGACCAAACAUGCCUCCUCCAGGACCUUCAGGUGUGCCCCCAGGCAUGCAGGGGCAACCCCCCAGCGGCCCCCCCAAAUCAUGGCCCGAAGGGCCCAUGGUGAAUGCCGCCGCCCCGGCCAGCACUCCUCAGAAGCUGAUUCCUCCUCAGCCUACGGGUCGCCCCUCUCCUGCCCCUCCGUCAGUGCCCCCCGCUGCCUCACCCGUCAUGCCCCCCCAAACCCAGUCGCCCGGGCAACCGGCUCAGCCCCCACCCAUGAUGCUCCACCAGAAACAGAACCGCAUCACGCCCAUCCAGAAACCCCGCGGACUGGACCCUGUGGAGAUCCUGCAGGAGAGAGAGUACAGACUGCAGGCUCGCAUCACUCACCGUAUUCAGGAGCUGGAGAACCUUCCGGGCUCUCUGGCCGGAGAUCUGAGGACCAAAGCGACCAUCGAACUCAAAGCCCUGAGGCUGCUCAACUUCCAGAGACAGCUCCGUCAGGAGGUGGUGGUGUGUAUGCGGCGUGAUACGGCGCUGGAGACGGCGCUGAACGCCAAAGCCUACAAACGCAGCAAACGCCAGUCGUUACGCGAGGCCCGGAUCACGGAGAAGCUGGAGAAACAGCAGAAGAUCGAACAGGAGCGCAAACGCAGGCAGAAACACCAGGAAUAUCUUAAUAGUAUCCUCCAACAUGCUAAAGACUUUAAGGAGUAUCAUCGCUCCAUUACUGGAAAGAUCCAGAAGCUCACCAAAGCUGUGGCCACUUACCACGCCAACACAGAGAGGGAGCAGAAGAAGGAGAACGAGCGAAUCGAGAAGGAGAGAAUGCGGAGGCUGAUGGCCGAGGACGAGGAAGGCUAUCGUAAGCUGAUCGACCAGAAGAAGGACAAGCGCCUGGCUUACCUGCUGCAGCAGACGGAUGAAUACGUGGCCAACCUCACGGAGCUGGUCAGAGCCCACAAAGCCGCUCAGGCCCUCAAGGAGAAGAAGAAGAAGAAGAAAAAGAAGAAGAUGGAGAACGCAGAAGGUGGUACUCCCGCCCUGGGUCCAGAUGGAGAGCCUCUGGAUGAGACCAGUCAAAUGAGUGACCUUCCAGUCAAGGUCAUCCACGUGGACAGUGGCAAGAUUCUGACCGGUGUGGACGCUCCCAAAGCAGGCCAGCUAGAGGCCUGGCUAGAGAUGAACCCUGGGUAUGAGGUGGCUCCGCGCUCGGACAGUGAAGACAGCGGGUCUGACGAGGAAGAGGAGGAAGAGGAUGAGCCCCAGCCCUCUCAGGCCCCCACGGAGGAGAAGAAGAAGAUUCCGGAUCCUGACAGCGAAGACGUGUCGGAGGUGGAUGCUCGCCACAUUAUCGAGCAUGCCAAGCAGGACGUGGAUGAUGAGUACGGCAGCUCGGCGUUUGCGCGUGGGUUACAGUCGUACUACGCUGUGGCUCACGCCGUCACUGAGAAAGUGGAUAGACAGUCCUCACUCAUGGUCAACGGCCAGCUCAAACAGUACCAGAUUAAGGGUUUGGAGUGGCUGGUGUCCCUGUAUAAUAAUAAUCUGAAUGGAAUUUUGGCUGAUGAGAUGGGAUUAGGGAAGACCAUUCAGACCAUCGCCCUCAUCACCUACCUCAUGGAGUACAAACGCAUCAACGGUCCCUUCCUCAUCAUCGUGCCGCUCUCAACUCUGUCUAACUGGGUUUACGAGUUUGAUAAAUGGGCUCCAUCUGUUGUCAAAGUCUCCUACAAGGGGUCUCCCGCUGCCCGGCGUUCUUUUGUUCCAACUCUCCGCAGUGGCAAGUUUAACGUGCUGCUCACCACGUAUGAGUACAUCAUCAAAGACAAGCAGGUGUUGGCCAAGAUCCGUUGGAAAUACAUGAUCGUGGAUGAAGGUCACAGGAUGAAGAACCAUCACUGUAAGCUGACCCAGGUGUUAAACACACACUACCUGGCCCCGAGACGCCUCCUCCUGACGGGAACUCCUCUCCAAAACAAACUGCCAGAGCUCUGGGCCCUUCUCAACUUCCUGCUCCCAACCAUCUUCAAGAGCUGCAGCACCUUCGAGCAGUGGUUCAAUGCCCCGUUCGCCAUGACUGGAGAAAAGGUUGAUCUGAAUGAAGAGGAGACCAUUCUGAUUAUCCGUCGUCUGCACAAAGUGCUCCGCCCCUUCCUCCUGCGCCGGCUCAAAAAGGAAGUGGAGGCCCAGCUGCCUGAGAAGGUGGAGUAUGUGAUUAAGUGUGACAUGUCAGCUCUACAGAGAGUGCUGUACAGACACAUGCAGGCUAAAGGUGUUCUCCUCACGGAUGGCUCAGAGAAAGACAAGAAGGGUAAGGGCGGUACCAAGACUCUGAUGAACACCAUUAUGCAGUUAAGGAAAAUCUGUAACCACCCCUACAUGUUCCAGCACAUUGAGGAGUCUUUCUCUGAGCACUUGGGGUUCACAGGAGGCAUUGUACAGGGACCCGACCUGUACCGCGCUUCGGGGAAAUUCGAGCUGCUCGACAGGAUCCUGCCCAAACUGCGAGCGACCAAUCACAAAGUGCUGCUCUUCUGUCAGAUGACCUCUCUCAUGACCAUCAUGGAGGAUUACUUCGCCUACCGUAACUUCAAAUACCUGCGCCUGGACGGAACCACGAAGGCCGAGGACCGCGGAAUGCUGCUGAAGAACUUCAACGACCCAGCGUCUCAGUACUUUGUCUUCCUGCUCAGCACCAGAGCCGGGGGACUGGGUCUGAACCUGCAGUCGGCGGACACCGUGGUCAUCUUCGACAGUGACUGGAACCCACACCAGGAUCUUCAGGCCCAGGAUCGCGCCCACCGUAUCGGCCAGCAGAACGAGGUGCGUGUGCUGCGUCUGUGCACGGUGAACAGCGUGGAGGAGAAGAUCCUGGCAGCGGCCAAAUACAAGCUGAACGUGGACCAGAAGGUGAUCCAGGCCGGCAUGUUCGACCAGAAGUCCUCCAGCCACGAGCGCAGGGCCUUCCUGCAGGCCAUCCUGGAACACGAGGAGCAGGAUGAGGAGGAGGAUGAGGUACCAGACGACGAGACUGUGAAUCAGAUGAUUGCCAGAAGUGAAGAAGAGUUUGACCACUUUAUGCGUAUGGACUUGGACAGGAGGCGCGAGGAGGCCAGGAAUCCGAAGCGAAAGCCUCGUCUGAUGGAGGAGGACGAGCUCCCCACCUGGAUCAUGAAGGACGACGCUGAGGUGGAGAGGCUGACGUGUGAGGAGGAGGAGGAGAAGAUGUUUGGACGCGGCUCCCGUCAACGCAAGGAGGUGGACUACAGCGACUCCCUGACCGAGAAACAGUGGCUCAAGGCGAUAGAAGAGGGCACUCUGGAAGAGAUUGAAGAGGAAGUGCGUCACAAGAAGACCACCCGGAAGAGGAAACGAGACCGCGACCUGGACCUCCCCGGCCCGGCCACGCCCAGCUCCAGCCGCAGCCGGGACAAGGACGACGACAGCAAGAAACAGAAAAAACGCGGCCGCCCCCCCGCCGAAAAACUCUCCCCCAACCCCCCGACGCUCACCAAGAAGAUGAAGAAAAUCAUAGACGCCGUCAUCAAAUACAAAGACAGUAAUGGCAGACAGCUGAGUGAAGUCUUUAUCCAGCUCCCGUCUCGUAAGGAACUCCCUGAGUACUAUGAACUGAUCCGUAAACCGGUCGACUUCAGGAAGAUUAAGGAGCGGAUCCGGAGCCAUAAGUACCGCAGUCUGAAUGAUUUGGAGAAAGACGUUAUGCUGCUGUGUCAAAACGCUCAAACCUUCAACCUGGAGGGAUCUCUGAUCUACGAGGACUCCAUCGUUCUGCAGUCCGUCUUCACUAGCGUUCGUCAGAAGAUCGAGAAAGAAGAGGACAGCGAAGGGGACGAGAGUGAGGAAGAGGAGGAAGAGGUUGACGAAGGCUCCGAGUCUGAAUCCCGUUCAGUGAAGGUGAAGAUUAAGUUGAGUCGUAAGGAGAAAGGAGAGAGGGGGAAGGGCAGACGUCGCAUCGGACGAGGCUCUCGUGCCAAACCAGUGGUCAGUGACGAUGACAGCGAGGAGGAACAGGAGGAGGAGCGUUCUGCCAGUGGCAGUGAAGAGGACUGA